AUCACUCUUUUGCUGCAAGUGCAGGCAAUGCGAGGGCACCAGAUGUUAGGGACCGUAGUAUUGUGGCGCAUUGCAUGGCUGUGUUGGAUGCCAAGUCGUUUCUCUGGUAGAAACCGCGCCUAGGAGCUUGCACUAAGUCUGCCACAGCACUGACAGCAGUGCAAUACGCUAUCGACGCGACGCAUGGCAAAAAUGGGCAGCAAAAAGAAACACAACAAGCAAGAGCAGCCGCCGCGACGACCCACCUGGCUCAUCGCCGCUGCCGUCGCCGUCGCCGCAGCCGUCGCCGCGGUCGUCGCGCAAAGAUCGGAUCCCUUCCGCGACCUCGACGACGCGGCGGUGGCAACCGCGGCCUUUGAGGCCCUCCGGGACGCUCAACCUAAACGAGCGAGGGCCGCCUUCGCCGAGCUCGUCACCCGCGACGCCGACGACUCGUUCGCCUGGUCGUGGCGAGGGCGUGCCGAGGUCGCGCUAAGCGACUUAGAUGCGGCCGAAACAUCCUAUACGCGAGCGCUGGAGACGCUCCCGCGGCGCCUGUUUGAUGAAGACGACAACGAGCGGCGAACUAUGAAAACAAGGCGCGCACAACUCAUGUUGGAUCUGGAACGCGUCCGAGGCCGGCUCGAGGCCCGAAGCGCUCCCAUAAACUCCGUGACAUAUCAUGAGAUGGAGAGGAGGCACUGGCGCGACGUUGUUCCUAGUGACGAACCCCUCAUCCUCACCGGUUUCUCCACCGUUUUAAGUUUGGACCUCAUCACGGACCGCUGCGGUUCAAAACAAGUGAGAUCGCGACGGCGCUCCCCGAACUCGACGGCCUGGGCCGCCAUGAAUGAAGGUGAAGAGACGACCAUCUCCGAGUUCAUUCACUCUCAGCAAAAAGACGCCGCGGUCUUCGACUGGCCGUUGCAGUACUGCCCCGAUCUCCUUUCAGAAAUUGAGGUGCCGCCCUUCGCGGCCCUCGAUCAUGUGGCGACGGCGUACGGCCCAUCUUUAUUUAUAUCCUUCUCUGCCAAGGGCGGCGGCCCGCACGUCGAUAGUGGUAGUACGAAGUUCUGGCAGCACGUCCAUGCUGGAAGGAAGGAGUGGUCGGCGGCCGGCGUCUCUGAACUUCGUGGGGCGCCUAGACGCCAUCGACGCGACUCGUCCCUCGCAGGCGCGUCGCGUCCGUGCGGGACUGGCCUAGGUUGUUUGCCACGGAUGACAACUGGAGACGGGCCUUCUUCCGCGACGCGCGGUGUUCUGGCAUUUUUGGGAGUGUGCCGGCGGAAUGCGACGACGGGUUUGGUGCGGCGCCCGUGGAUUUGUUUGAUGAGAGCGCUCUCCAUAAAACGACGGUGCGGGAGGUCUGGCGCGGCGCCGCGCUACCGGGCGAGGUCGUCUACAUUCCCAUGAACGCGCCGCACCAGGUCCGCAACGCGCCCGACGAGCCCACAAUUGCGGUAUCGAUGAAUUAUGUCGAUGGGGGCAACCUGGAGGCGGCGCGCGCGGCGAGUUGGGCGGCGCCGGCCUACCACCCGAAGUGGCUCGCGCGCCUCAAGGUGCACGGAAGGGCCGUGCCGGGGUCGCGGGCGCCGUGGUACGCGCGGCAGCGCAUCGCGCUUGCUUCUGACGAGCAGUGGGUGGGGGACUAGGUUUUGUUGUUGGUUGUAUCCCUG
This is a messenger RNA of Pelagomonas calceolata, 1655 nucleotides long. The record is from the annotation of a GenBank genome assembly. NCBI's taxonomy places the organism in Eukaryota, Pelagophyceae, Pelagomonadales, Pelagomonadaceae.